Messenger RNA from Nematostella vectensis (starlet sea anemone), 1475 nucleotides. RefSeq lists its product as uncharacterized. Gene Ontology annotation, molecular function: oligosaccharide binding; extracellular matrix structural constituent. The coding region runs from base 542 to 1060 and encodes 172 amino acids. The record is from RefSeq and is a predicted model, not a curated record. NCBI's taxonomy places the organism in Eukaryota, Metazoa, Cnidaria, Anthozoa, Actiniaria, Edwardsiidae. The transcript is spliced from 3 exons.
ACCAAGCUAAAAAACAAUCCCGAAAAAAGCUUAGAAAUUGAAAAGAAUACUUACGAAGCUGACAUUGAACACUCUAAUUUCCAAAAAAAAAAAAAAAAAAAAACGUCAGUGAUAGUGACAAAUGACAGUUUAAGACCCAUCGCUGCUUUUGCCAUAAGCCAAAUCAGGAUUUUAGAAAAACCACGGAGUCCUGGGUCGAGGGGGGAGGGACUUGACCGGAAGUGGUAUUCUUCCACAUGAUUCAAUGUACAAUAUGUCGGAUUUGGCCACGAUUAAUUGUGCUCUGGCGCAAGAAUUUGCAGUUUUAGGUGGAAAUAUCGAUCGUAGGAUUUUAGUUUCCUGACUAAACGCGAUCUGAAGCAAUUUAGAAAGCUAUUAUAAUAGGUAGAUGGUAUUAAAAACACUUUUUUCUUUCCAAAAAGCUUUUUAAAAUUAAACUCCAACUUUAUUAAAGUGCCAUCUGCUUGUGUCACUCAUGACUCACGAAUUGCUUAAAUGAGGAUAAAUAUUGUAUUCAGAGUUAGUUUCAUCUCCCUAUAACAUGGCGCUAACAGUUGUGGACGCGCGUUUCGUAUUUCUUGUGUUUUAUCUGACGGGAAAGACGUCCCAGCAGAGCUGCCCCGCUAGCGUCAGCUCCGAACAAGGCGUCGCCCUUCUGGGUUCUACGUUUGAGUCCCGUUUUGCAAGUCAUUUUUGGGAGUGUAUUAGAAGUUGCAUUGAAGAACGACAGUGCUGGAGUGUCAACUAUCACUUGAGCUCUCGCCUGUGUGACCUUAACAGCGAAACCAAAGAAAGGCAGCCUUUGAAACUCGCAAGAAGGGAUUUGUCCGUUUACUUGAGUGAUAAAAAAGCCGGAGAUUGGAAAGGAGUUGUGCGCUCGUGCAAAGACUUGCGGGAUCUCGCGGGUAACGCGGACCCCACGACAGGGGAGUAUUGGAUCGAUCCGGAGGCUGACAGGAGACUUCUGAGGGUUUACUGUGACAUGAAAACUAAUGGAGCUUCGGUGGCGAUGCCGCAAGCAGUCCGUCGGUCGCACCAUCGACAUCAUGACGGCCAAUAACAGCUCAGGAGCCAGCGUACUGUCCCACUUCUUGGACAAUGCCAAGUUUCCACGUCCACCGGACGCGUGUGGUUCGUUUGUCCGACUGCCGGAAGAUGACUCCAUUCUGACCCGGAACUGUGCCAAGUGGGGCACCAGUGGGAAGUGGAGCGAAACAUUCGUAAACCAUCGAGGUGCACUUUACUUCUAUCCAUUUUAUUUGAGAAACCAUGAAUUUUCAAAUUUUGAUUGCUGUGACGAUGCUCGGAGUAGCAUUCCAAACGCUAACGAUUUCUGGGAAUUGUACGUCCGUUGAAAGGUUUUUACACGUACUUUUUCUGUAACUAAGUAGUCUUAAUAACAUGUAAUGCAUUAUUGUAUAACCAUUAUAACAUGAGAAUAACGGUAAGGUGCGUAAAAUAAAAUCUUGUAACCC